Messenger RNA from Trichomonas vaginalis G3, 246 nucleotides. RefSeq lists its product as uncharacterized. The record is from RefSeq and is a predicted model, not a curated record. NCBI's taxonomy places the organism in Eukaryota, Parabasalia, Trichomonadida, Trichomonadidae. The transcript has a single exon. Bases 1 to 246 code for a protein of 81 amino acids.
AUGCCCCAGUUGUUUGCUCCGGCAAGGACGAAGACGAAGCCAAGGCCGACCCAGCCGAAGUUGCCGAACUCAAGAAGAAGGUCGACGAUCUCGAAGAGAAGGCCAAGGAUGCCGACGAUCUCAAGAAGAAGGUCGACGAUCUCGAAGACAAGCUUAAGGAGCUUGCCGACAAGAAGAAGUCCAGCAGCAGCAGCGACAACAGCAACGACGAAGAUGAAAUCAGCCCAGAAGCCAAGACCACAUUAA